Colias croceus (clouded yellow) is the source of this 1206-nucleotide messenger RNA. RefSeq names its product nicotinamide riboside kinase 1. The coding region runs from base 553 to 1161 and encodes 202 amino acids. Gene Ontology annotation, molecular function: kinase activity; ATP binding. The record is from RefSeq and is a predicted model, not a curated record. The transcript is spliced from 4 exons. Lineage: Eukaryota; Metazoa; Arthropoda; Insecta; Lepidoptera; Pieridae. Gene Ontology annotation, cellular component: cytoplasm.
UUAGAUCUAAUUUUAAUUACUUGGGAAUAAAUAAGUUUAUAUAUAGCUAAAAUAUCAGGAAGAUAAAGAAAAACCAUAAUUUCAAGAAUAUUAAUACUGUUGCUAUAAGAAAUUAACAGUAGUUGUUAUAUUUUUAUGUAACAAAAGAACAAACUAUGCAUUUAUGGACUUGCCAGAUGCUCUGUUGGGGAAAGUGGGUUUGGUUCUGACUUUCACUCUCUUUGCUAUAUUUGUGUUUUGGGUCAACUCCUACCCUUUUAUUGACGACGAGCUAACAAUCUACAAAUAUAUACCGAAUCCACAGUGGGCGUUACUAUUUUGCGCAGUUUGGGGCCUGUUCUUUAUCGGAGGGCUCAUGUCCUUCACUCUAUACCACUUGUACCCCUAUUUAUAAGUAAAUAUAACCAAGAAAAUCACAAAUUUGUGCUCGAAUCAAAAUUCCAGAAUAAAAAACUUAGUAUACAAGAAGAAUCUAAGCUUAAUCGUGAAUCUAAGACAUCAAAGUCUAAAAAUUUAGUUUCAAAUAAAACUUCAGAGGAAUUUAAAAGAAAAAUGUCAAAAGACUGGAUUGUAAUCGGCAUAUCUGGUGUGACGUGCGGUGGAAAGACGACGUUAGCGAAUAAAUUGCAUGAGAAAUUAGUACCAGUGUACACAUUUCAUCAAGACCAAUAUUUUUAUCCCGACGACAGUCCAAAGCAUGUGAAAUGCGAUAAUUUGGAUCACAAUAACUACGAUAUACUGUCUUCAUUAGAUAUGGGACAAAUGUAUGAGGAUAUUGUUAAAACAAUGAAUGGAGAAGUGAAGGCACAGGCGUGUAGCCUUGAGGCAGAUCGCGGCAAGUUACAAGUGCAAGGGAAAAAGUUCUUAGUUGUGGAGGGAUUUACGGUGUUGAACUAUAAACCUAUUAUGGAAUUGUGUAAUUUAAGGUACUACUUCAUAUUAGAGUACGGCGAGUGUCUCGCGCGGCGCGUGCACCGGCUGUACGAGCCGCCCGACGUGCCGGGAUACUUCGACACGUGCGUGUGGCCCGAGCACCUGCGCUACCGGGCACAGAUAGAAAAAGAUGGACGAGUGAAGUUACUGGACGCGACCAGACCGGACGCGCUCGAAGUUGUGGUCUCAGAUCUAAAGGAGCUCGGAGCCACUGAGCUACUCGGAUAAAUUGUAUUGUUAUUUAUAUUUAAGAAUAUAUGUUUUACUACUUAA